AUGCCACCUGACAUACCUAUACUGUUUGCAAAUACGCAAACUACAAUUGCAUCCGAUACAAAUCCACAGAAUCUUUCCUCGACACAAAAAUCGGAUUCUAAAACACAAUCAGUGGAAGAAGCGGAAUCGAAGCCGAUGAAUGUAAUAAAAGCAUCUUCUAAAACUGGAAAUUUCUUCUCAAAAAAGCCUGACAUAAAUAUUUUGAAAACUGUUGGGAAGCAAAAAUUAAUCAAUCAUGUGGAGAAGAAAUUCACUAAUGAUAAACUUAAUAAAUUAGAUUCAAUAAAACAUGAAAUUCCAACCAGUUCAUCAGUGCUUCUCGCUAGCAGUCAAGAUCUUCCCGAUUUUGUGCAAGGAGGACCGGCGUCACCACUUACAAAACGCAUUGACCUGCCAAUUGCACAAAAUCUUCCAAAGCGAGAAGCGCAAUCAACGGAACUGUUGAAAGCAGGAAAAAUUAAUUAUGGGGAAACCACUCAAUUAUCGCAGCAGAAGAGUUCUGAAAAAGGUUCUGUACAGAAUUAUUUCUUACCAAGUUGUAUGCAAUAUACGUUCCUGCGUCUCAUUGCUCUUAUCCUGCUAUUUUGCGCUUGGAUUAUUGUAUACGCAUUUCCUUGUCUACGAUUUACUUAUAAUAUACCUAUAGUUAAAGAAGGAAUGAUUGAUUCAGUCACAGAAAAGAUUCCAUUGGGAAAAACUUGUCGAAUAAUGCCACAUUGGUGGAGUGAUCAGAAGGCAUUCGUUGGAAACAUUAUAGAAACUACUCGUUAUUUCAAUGCAUUAAAUUUAUCAAUGAAUCAAACUGAAAAGCAUUUUGAAAUUUUUGAUGAUGAAAAUACUAUUGAAAUAUUGAAGCCAUUUAAUGGACAAAUAUUUGUUAUAUUUGGCUGUAUUGUUUUGGCCUUUCCCAUCUUAUUAUUAUUGAUGUUCUUGCGCUGUAUGUCUGAAGAAGAAGAUCUGAUGGAAGAAGCGAUGUUUGAUCUAGCUGAAAUUUCCAUUUUUUGCGUUUUUUCUGUCAUUGAAUUUUAUAUGUCAUCAGGAGCAGAAAUUCGAGCUGUCAUGGAUUCGUUAUGUAUCAGAUACUUGGAACGUAGUAUUGGAAUCAACGGAUACUUGAAAGAGAAGGUGUAUAAUAUAUGCACUAAUGUGAAGAUCGAAGCAUACGGUUUCCUUUCAUCCGGUUGUAUAUUUUUAUUCCUCGUUUUUCUAUUCGCUAUUGAUCUAAUCAUAUUACUGAAGAAUGCGGAAGAGGUAGAAUCACGGAAGUAUCUGCAAAUGGCAGCUUGUCUUCACUAUGAUAAAACUCUAAAGUGUAUGACAGAAUCAGUGCUCGAGGGUGUUUUUACCGAAUCUGCGUCACGCGUUAAGAAAAAGGUGAACACAGAAGUGAAAGAUGAAAUUAAUGUUACUUCGUUAUUGAUCAGGAAAAUGGAACGAUUUCCGGAGCGAAGUCGUGAAGUUAUUGCCAGUGUUCCAAUUAUUGCAAGCACGUUGCCGUCAAAUUCGAGUUAUCAAUGCAAGGAAUGUAUAUUAUAUGGAAGUGUGCUCAAGGAACAUGAAGAAAAACUUCUGCAAAGAUUACGUGGCCUUUGCGAUCCGGGUCAACAUUCAUUCAACGAACAUGAAAUGGUUUUUAGCCUCAAAACAGGUCAGGAUCCUGAUGUAACAGUUCGCCUAAGACGAAAAUUUGGCGGACCAGAUGCAAAUAGUUUUCAGUGGCAUUUUCGAUAUAUGGGAGCAGCAGAACCAGAUGUUCACUGUCCCACUAUUAUACGGAAAUCCAUAGAUUCGCUGAUUUAUUCCAGCAAUAUGAUGGAAUUUGUGAAAACUUUAGGACUAAGGAUGGACUAUGAAUAUCUUACAAAAGGAUAUCUAUUUACAAAAGGAAAUAUAAAAAUUAUAAUAAACAACAUUACACGAACCGAGAAAAUAGGAACCUAUGAUCCUAAUGUUUUGAAACCAUUAUCAGAUUCCUUGUUAAUCGAAAUGAGCAUUGCUCUACCAGAUACUAAGGAGUAUAUGACGACAGCCAAAGCACUUCGCUCAUUUGCGGAUCAACUUAGCCCGAUUUGCGAUAUGCAAAAGAUCGAAUAUUGGAGACGAAUGCAAUGA
Acanthocheilonema viteae is the source of this 2112-nucleotide messenger RNA. Lineage: Eukaryota; Metazoa; Nematoda; Chromadorea; Rhabditida; Onchocercidae. The record is from the annotation of a GenBank genome assembly.